GAAAAUUAGAAUUUACUUGGUCAAUAAUUACACCAUCUACAUGGGACUGGAUUGGAUUAUAUGAAGACGAUAGCCAAUCAAAUAGAGAAUGGCUCGAUGGGCAUUGGUUCUAUAUAAGUAAUCAUAGCAACCGUUCGACUCUUCCUGAUGGUCGAUAUGUAUAUUCUGGAAGUCAUUGGAUUGGAACUGUUUCUGGAAUGAAUCAGAUCAGGCUAAACACCUAUGAAGUUUACGGAGAAUAUAAAACUUAUUCAUAUGCCAAUGUAUACAAUCCU
Messenger RNA from Ambispora leptoticha, 275 nucleotides. Lineage: Eukaryota; Fungi; Glomeromycota; Glomeromycetes; Archaeosporales; Ambisporaceae. The record is from the annotation of a GenBank genome assembly.